Messenger RNA from Odontomachus brunneus, 1574 nucleotides. It is a transcript of the gene Orc5, whose product is annotated as origin recognition complex subunit 5. Gene Ontology annotation, cellular component: nuclear origin of replication recognition complex; nucleus. Gene Ontology annotation, biological process: DNA replication; DNA replication initiation. The transcript has a single exon. The record is from RefSeq and is a predicted model, not a curated record. The coding region runs from base 172 to 1485 and encodes 437 amino acids. Gene Ontology annotation, molecular function: DNA replication origin binding. Lineage: Eukaryota; Metazoa; Arthropoda; Insecta; Hymenoptera; Formicidae.
GCACAGGUUAGCAUACUUAAAUUAUAAAAAAGCAAAAACACAUCUAACCUUACAUAUUGUUGUAUCAAUCAAUGUUACUAACUUGCUGAAUCUCAUUUAAGUUAUAUAGGUGACAAAUUAAGAAUUAGCUGUAGUCCAGUAUUAUUUUUUAAUCAAUCUUAAAUUUUAAUAAUGGAGAAAUAUUUAGAAAAAAUAAACAACAGUAUUAUAUGUCGAGAUAAUAUAAUAGCAAGAUUGUAUUCUUUAAUCAGCACAACAAAUGAGCCAAUGCCACAAAGCAUAUUUAUAUAUGGUCACAUGGCUACUGGGAAAUCAUUAAUUAUACAAAGUUUACUCAAUCAUUUGAAGUAUAAUGUCAGCUAUAUUAAUUGUAUGGAGCACUUAGGUAGUAAAAAUAUAUACAAUUAUAUAUUGAGUGAUUUGACUGUAUCCACAGAAGAAUUAAGUAGUGAUAUACUGUCAAAGCAAAAUUGCGACAAUAUGGCAGACUUUAUACAUGCACUUAAGAGAAUUUCGUCCAACGAUAAACGUCCAAUCGUAUUGGUGUUUGAUAAAUUUCAUAGGAUGAGAGAUUUUGAUGUAACUUUUAUGCCAGCAAUCUCAAGACUUAGGGAAUUGUCAGGCAUUAAUUUAUGUACAAUUUUUAUAAGUGAGAUCUCAUGGACGAAGUUUCGCACUAAAAUUAGCAUGUUGGAACCUAUAAAGAUUUACUUUCCACAAUACACGAAGGAAGAGCUGAUCGAAUUGUUGCUAUUGGACAGUCCACAGAAAUAUGAUAUGCAAUUCUAUAAAAAUUAUUUGAAUCUCUUCCUUUCUGUAUAUUUCCGAUUUUGUAGAGAUUUGAAUGAGCUGCGACAUAUGGCCAAAAUCAAUUUUGUAAAGUAUGUAGAACCCGUGGAAAGUAAACGAAUCGAACCUGAUAAUGCUGCUGCGCUAUGGCGAAAUAUUUCUGCUACUUUGCGAUCUAAUUUAGAAGUCAUUUAUCUCCGAGUUUCUACGGAUGAUCUCUCGCAGUCGGAUUGUCAAAUAUCUCGGGAGAUCGAGUCGACAACGAAGUUAGCAUUGAGUUUCGAGUUACCGUUUUACGCAAAGUAUAUGCUAAUCGCGGCAUAUUUAGCUUCACAUAAUCUGUCGAAGUACGAUCAACGCAUCUUUAUGAAGCAAAGUAAUAAGAAGAAAAAGAAAAUACGGUCGAUUAAAAAUACGGCGACGAUGGAUCAGCAGAAGAAACCUCGAGUUUUUACCAUCACAAGAAUGCUCGCUAUCUUUUGUGCUAUCCUCGAUGAAAAAGUAGAUAUCAACGCUAAUUUACUUGCCCAGAUAUCUACUAUGUGUCAACUUGGCUUGUUAAUUGUCAGCGGGGAUAACAUUUUUUAUUUGGACGAACCAAAAUACAAGUGCUGUGUAAGUCGUGAUUUUGUCACAGUUGUAGCUAAGACAGUUGGCUUUGAUAUAAAGCAUUAUUUAAGCGUGAAUAUGAAUUGAAAAAAAAAUAUAUAUAAGCUUCAUACAUACUUCCUCAUUACUUGAAUCUAUUUUCAAUCAUAGUUCUGCUUUUAGUUGUAGUUAUAUUU